Molecule: messenger RNA, 1581 nt
Organism: Botrytis sinoallii
Lineage: Eukaryota; Fungi; Ascomycota; Leotiomycetes; Helotiales; Sclerotiniaceae
Exons: 1
Coding region: 1-1581 (526 amino acids)
Source: RefSeq, a predicted model, not a curated record
AUGCAAAUGGGCAGUAUUUAUAAGCAGGCAACAGAAGUUAUAGUGUGGUUAGGUGAUAAGACUGACCAAGGGUUUGGGAAAGAUGUGGAGACUUUGAUACCUGAUGUUGGACUUCUUUCAAUCAAAAAUUUAGCUGCAUUGCAGAAAGAUCCAGCUAGCAAACCUUCCAAAACAGAUAUUGCCGAUGGGAUUGAUGAGUUUCUUCUAGGGGCAGAACUUAUAUCUCUUGGCGAAUUGUGCGGCAGACCAUAUUGGAAUCGUUUAUGGAUUGUGCAGGAAGUCCUUCUUGCUAAGGACCUGGCUAUUUGCUGGAGCAAUGAACAUAGUCCAGGACUGAGAACUGUGGCCUGGGCGGAAUGGAGUCGAGCUAGACAUACUUCGGAGAGUCUGAGAUCUUCACUUACCUCGAGCUGGGACAGCAAGCUUAAGAUAAAAUUUAUCGAAGCUAUCUUAGAGAGUGCACCCGCAAAUUUUGACAGACUCAGAGAGAAUGGCACUCAAAGAUGGCCUUUCGAUUCAUUGCUAAAAAUGUUUUCGAGUUCCGAAUGCCAAGUCCAAGCCGAUAAAAUAUAUGGUCUUCUAGGAAUAGUCAGUGACGCGGAACUCUGCAAUUUUCCUGUAGAUUAUGCUCGACCUUUGUUUGAUGCAUAUGUUGAGAUUCUUAACUGCUAUAAUCAAAGGCGAUCAACAGGGUCAUCAGCUCUCGGCAUCAUAAGACUGAGUCAGAGUCUACAACUUGCAUUGAAUGGUCCUAUCCCACCGCCUGCAAUGGCCUUGAACUGGUGUGAUGGAGAACAAAUAGACCAGACAAAAUUGUUCAAUUAUCGUGGUUAUAUGGAAGGCUUUGUUGUCGCGUCUAACAUUGCGAAGCAUGACCUCCCCCAAAGAUUGAAAAUGGAAUUUCCGGAUAUUAAAAGCUCAUGGAAGAUUGUCUCGAGCAAAAUUAGAGACUUGGAUUCCUGUAGUAAGAAAAGCUUGAAGGGUUUCGACAGUGAAUUUGGUUACGCUACGGGAGAAAGUCUACUGUGUUAUGAUGUUGGAAAGUCUGUGACCGAAGAAACCUCGGUCAGAUCUGGCAGAGUUCACGAAACAGGAUUUUUUAUAUCUAGCACAGGAGAGUUUGGCAUUGCUUCUGCUGAAGUCCGGGAGAAUGAUUUCAUCUGUCGUUUGAAAGACACUGAUAUCACGCUGAUCAUUCGUCAAAGGCGCGACCAUUACCCACUCGUCAGUAGAGCGGUCAUGACCUCUUAUGCAGACACUAUUUUGAAAUAUGGAGGAAACGCAAAAGAUAUAGAGGACGAUGCCCUCUGCCUCUGGCUUGAUGCAUUGACACUGCAGGCACUGACGUGCCCAAUUGAGUCAAAGGAGGGGGUUCCAUACUGGGAAUGCCUCACAAUGAAAGAUGCGAUUUCCAGACUUGGGGUAUUUGAUACGUCGAAUAUGGACCAUUCCCUGCGCCCGGAAGUUAAAUCUAAUGAGACGUCACAUAUGGCUGAUUCCCUGCGUCCUAGAGUUAAAUCCAAUGUUACUUCGAUAAUUAAUUCUAAGAAUCGGACGGUAGUGAUUAAUCAUUUUAGAUAA